Messenger RNA from Caenorhabditis remanei, 630 nucleotides. RefSeq lists its product as uncharacterized. Bases 1 to 630 code for a protein of 209 amino acids. The record is from RefSeq and is a predicted model, not a curated record. The transcript has 5 exons. Lineage: Eukaryota; Metazoa; Nematoda; Chromadorea; Rhabditida; Rhabditidae.
AUGCUGAGAAUCUCCAAAUACUCUUCAAAUCUUCUCCCAAUAAUAGGAACCAUUGCGUACGCUUUUUCAGAGCCAGAUGACGUUCAGAAGAAGAUAAUUAUAGAUGAGAAAUACUCCUCAAUCUCCACCUGGCUCUCCGAAAUCCCCGGAGUCGCUAUAUAUGAUAUUGACAUUUCUCGUAAUCCUGCAUUCUUCUUUCUUACAUUUGGAAUAAUGUUCGGUACUUUGAUGUUGUCUGCAUGUUAUACUAUACUCUAUGGACAGUUGUAUGUGAUGCUGAAAUCUAUCAAGUCAAAAAUAUCAAACAAAACUUUUAAGAAACAUUCGGUAGCGGUUGUUAGUACGGUCAUGCAGAAUCUGGUUUUUGUUCUCUUUUUUCUCUUCCCUAUCUUUCUAUUGGCCAUUGUUAUUUACUCUGGAAAAGAUGCUUCUGCUGCCUGCAUAAUUAUGGUCGGUGUUAUUUCCUUUCAUUCUUCCGUCAACACUCUAGUUAUGUGUUUCACAUUUCCAGCAUUUCGUCAUGCAAUUCUAUCAGUUCCUUGUAGACUUUGCAACAAUCAAAGUAGAAGUAUAACAAUCGUCCCACCAGUCAACAACGUGAGCGUUACCGUUCAAAGAGCAAAAAUAUAA